Molecule: messenger RNA, 2181 nt
Organism: Oldenlandia corymbosa var. corymbosa
Lineage: Eukaryota; Viridiplantae; Streptophyta; Magnoliopsida; Gentianales; Rubiaceae
Source: the annotation of a GenBank genome assembly
AUGGCUGCAAAGCCUGCAAGAUCUAAUCUAUAUAGCGGUUUAAGAGUAGGGGCUAGAAACUGGGAGCAUUGCGUCCUAUAUAUGCAAGGAGAGAGUCGUUUAAUUGUUCCCCUCAAGAAAUUUAAAAUGCAAUCUCUAGAACGAGAACCAUCCAAUAUCUACUUUCUAUAUUUUUCUUCCUUUCGUGGAGCGAUAUAUUCUCUAGAGUUGUUAUUAAUAGUUAUCGUUCAGGUAGAUGGCAGUAACGUAUCCGUUUAUGAAGAUCGCACUUCCCGCUUCUUUCCUCCUCAACCUAGGCCCCCGAAGAUGCCUGGACUAGUUCCUGGCGACAGUGGCUUCACGGAUGAUAGCGAGGAUUCAUUCCAGGAGCUGUCAAAUUCAUCUAGUCGGCGAUUUAACAUUUUGUGUAGUGGGGAUAAAGAUGGAAACAUCUGCUUCAGCAUAUUUGGCAUAUUUCCAAUAGGAAAGAUAAAUAUCCACAGCGUUAGUCUUUUUCAAUUGCAUCAUAGCCAUCUUAAUUGUCGGCUCUUGAGUGCGUCUAUUCACAAGGUGGCACUGUCAAAAGACCUUUGCAAUUUAGUAGUUUUAUGCUCAGGGGAAGUUGUUGAGCAUGGGAUUGAAUCAAAUGGUUUACUCGGUUUUCAUAGUCUAGUUCUCGACACUUCCAUAUUUUGGAACAGGAAAAAAGAACUGUAUCAGGUGGCCCUACAAGCUUCAAGCAUUGAGGAUUUGACUGAAGUUAUUCAAACAUCUUUUUCAGUCAUGUCAAAGCAGUGGAAUGAUGCCAUGCGUACAUUCCAUGAGAAGUUUAAUUCUCUAUCCACAUUGAUAGCCAACCAUGGACUUGACUCCACCCCUGAAGAGGAGUUUAUCAGCCUUCUUUGUGGAGCUAGGAUUAGUCCACCACUUCAUCAAUUUUUAGUACAAUCCAUUGGAGAAGCGGGUCUCAAACGCUUGACAAAAUUGGUUUGUGGUGCUGCAAAGGAUCUUCAACAGAUUUUACUAGAUCAUGUUCAGCCUGCAGCAGAAAUUAUAGUUUUUAGAAUGGGAGAGCUUAGAGGUCUUUCCAGAUGGCGUGCACGUUACCACAAUAUUGGUUUAGAUGAGAUAUUAAUUGAGAAUGCUACAGAGAAGGCUGGGAUGUUGCUUGUACAAAUCCAACGAUGCAUGAUUAUUCUUUCCUCAGUAACACAGCAGUUCUCUAAUUUCUUCAGCUGGCUGCUGAAAUCUACAAGGACCCUGCUGUCAGAACCAAGUGAUCAGCUUCUACCCUUCAGUAGUGAACUUGUCAUCGUAUUCUUAAAGUUUCUAUACGAUCAAGAUCCAAUAAAGCAGCUGCUGGAGUCAUCUGAAAUUGAAUGCAAUAUCGGAGUUGAUUUGGAAACAGCAGAAAGAGUGAAAGAAUUGGUUCAGUUUGGAGGGUUUUCUGAUACAGAAUACUUGAGAAGAACAUUGGCUGAAGAAUUUCUUCAAAUGGUGUCUAGUUUGAAAGAAGCCUUUGACAUGCCUUUUUCAACUAUGUCAAAAAAGAUACUUUGCAAGGAUUUGAUCCCACUUUUCCCCUUGGAAUCUUCUCAGAAAGAUGGUCCUUCCAAUAUUGCAGUUUCAAUAUCGUUUUACAAGGAUUCUGCAGAUGAUUGUUUAAAUCACGAGGAAUGCCAAGAGAGAAUGACAGGGUACAUGUUGUUCAAGAUACCAGACAAAUCUUUUCCAAAUAUCUCAAACUGCAUCGGCAUUGCAAGGGGGUUUGUUCGUGGUUUUGGCAGUUCAGAAAAUGAAGAAAUUUCUUUAGAGGCUGCCCUCUUUUCGGUUCCUGAUGGCUAUAACUGUGUGGACUUGUCUCUAUAUAAAGAGGGUCAGAUUAUUCUGCUACUGAAUGAAACAGCUUCUAUUUCUGAGAGCACCGGAAGUUCUUGUUUGAUGCUUGUACAAGCAUGCGACCUGCCUUUUGUAUCUCUUCCAAGUUCCAGCAAUCUGAGCUCUUGGAAACUUGAUGAACUUGUGGAUUCUGUUAUGUGCUUGAAUUCAGAAAAUGAAAGGGUGCGGGGAAUUCUUCACUCAGCGGUUGCUCCAUUGGCAGUAAGCGCAUCUAGAGGAGUGGCUUGUGUUUUCGCUGCAAGAAAACGGGCAUUGGUUUACAUUCUAGAGGAAGAUGAGGAUGAAAUGUCAGAUUCAGAAUGA